AUGAUCGAUUCACAAAAGGAGUUUAGAAAAAGGACAACGACACGAAAUGAAUCGUCCAGGGAGUCACGAACGCGCGUUCGCAACGCGACCUUCCCCCAACCCUCGCCGGUGCCGGGCGACAACCAAAGCCCUCGUGUGGCCUACCAAAGAGUCUCCGUCCACGGGCUCCACACAACCGGAGUGCCUAUGGAAGAUCUCGAUCGGGCAGCCUCACUGUUGAUAGAGGCCCUGAGUAUGCGACGUCGGUACAUGGAGGUCGCUGGACAGUCGUUCCCCACCGAUCUCGCCAACUUCCUCUCCGCCCUGGACAGUUCAAGAAGCCCGGGCGGUCAGCUCUCGAGGAACUUUAGCAAGAUCUUGAGGGAAAUUGAUUCGGAAAUGUACCUACCCAUGGCCGAGGCAUCGGACAGUCUAGAGUUCCAGUACAACGAGAUCUCGGGCCAAUGGUCUACAAGCGCCGUGGAAAUGGCUGAUGCGAGUCAAAUUGGAGUUCCGGGCCAAGGGAGAGCAUCAUUUGAGAGCCAGGAAGAAGUCGCUGGAGCAGCUGAACUAAACGACGUCGACCCGUGGGCGUGCCACACUCCCCCGGACAAAAAUUACGUCUUCCGCUGGUCGGCUGGUGUGGUGCGGGUCUUCCGCAACGAGGAAGACAUGCAAGCGUCUGCGCCCCUGAACAACCAAUUCGUGAACUUCACACAAUACGUCGAGGAUCUCAGCAAGCUCGGCGAGAUGAUAUCCGAUGGGCCUCUGAAAUCGUUUUGCUAUCGGCGCCUGUGCUACCUCUUCUCUAAGUUCAAAAUGCACGUUCUUCUCAACGAGAUUCACGAGUUGGCUUUACAGAAGGCAGUGCCUCACAGGGACUUCUACAAUGUCAGGAAGGUUGACACACACAUCCACGCGGCGUCGUGCAUGAACCAGAAGCACCUGCUGCGCUUCAUGAAGCGCACUCUGCGGGAGCGCGCCGGCGAGGUGGUCGCCAUGCACAACGGCCGCCCGCGCACGCUCAAGAGCGUCUUCGAGGACAUGCGCUUGGACGCGCACGACCUCAACGUCGACCUGCUCGACGUGCACGCGGACCGCAACACAUUCCAUCGUUUCGACAAGUUUAACGCCAAGUACAACCCCGUGGGUGAGAGCAGACUAAGAGAAGUUUUCCUCAAGACGGACAACCAUUUGAACGGCCUGUACUUCGCGAAGAUAAUCAAGGAGGUGAUGGUGGAUCUAGCGGAGAGCAAGUACACGUACGUGGAGCCCCGAAUCUCGAUCUACUGCAAACGCGCCGACGAGUGGGGCAGACUGGCCGCCUGGGCCAUCGGGCACGGCGUGCACUCGCCCCACGUGCGCUGGGUGGUGCAAAUACCACGCCUCUACGACAUAUACCGGAUCAAGAAGCUGAUUAAGAACUUCCAGGAGUUUCUCAACAACCUGUUCGACCCGCUGUUCCAAGUGUCCAUAAACCCGAGCUACAACCCGGAGCUGCAUCAGUUUCUCACGCACGUUAUAGGCUUCGACAGCGUGGACGACGAGUCGAAGCCGGAGAACCCUUACCCCAACGAGGCGAUGAAGAGGCCCGACGAAUGGGACGACGAGGAGAACCCCCCCUACUCCUACUACCUCUACUACAUGUACGCCAACAUGACGGUUCUCAACCAGAUACGAAAGGAGCAAGGCAUGAACACGUUUGUGCUGAGACCUCACUGCGGCGAGGCGGGGCCCAGCGCUCACCUCAGCGUGGGUUUUCUGCUGGCGGAGAACAUCUCACAUGGGCUGAUGCUGAGGAAGUUCCCGGUGCUGCAGUACCUGUACUACCUGGCGCAGGUCUCGAUCGCGAUGUCCCCCCUCAGCAACAACUCGCUGUUCCUCCGCUACCACAGGAACCCGCUGCCCGACUUCUUCGCGCGCGGACUCCGCGUGACCCUCAGCACCGACGACCCCCUGCAGUUCCACUAUACAAAGGGGAGU
Molecule: messenger RNA, 1962 nt
Organism: Iphiclides podalirius (scarce swallowtail)
Lineage: Eukaryota; Metazoa; Arthropoda; Insecta; Lepidoptera; Papilionidae
Source: the annotation of a GenBank genome assembly